Messenger RNA from Lagopus leucura (white-tailed ptarmigan), 1806 nucleotides. RefSeq names its product amidohydrolase domain containing 2 (gene AMDHD2). The transcript has 12 exons. Lineage: Eukaryota; Metazoa; Chordata; Aves; Galliformes; Phasianidae. The record is from RefSeq and is a predicted model, not a curated record. Gene Ontology annotation, biological process: N-acetylglucosamine catabolic process. Bases 44 to 1411 code for a protein of 455 amino acids. Gene Ontology annotation, molecular function: N-acetylglucosamine-6-phosphate deacetylase activity.
CCCUCGCGCAGCCCCGCUGCGGGUCGACUCCCUCGGCCCGGCGAUGCCGUCCAACAAAUCCGUGUCGGACGCCCCCAUCGUGCAGUUCACCAACUGCCGCCUCCUGCGGGGCCGCCGCCUGCAGCGGGAGGAUCUGUGGGUGCGGGAGGGGAAGAUCCUCAACCCCGAGAAACUCUUCUUCGACGAGAAGGGUUCUGCCGACGUCCAGCUGGACUGCAAGGGCUGCAUCCUCGCCCCGGGCUUCAUCGACGUGCAGAUCAACGGAGGCUUUGGGGUGGAUUUCUCCCUGGCUACGGAUGAUUUCAGAUCAGGGAUUGACCUGGUCGGUCAGAAAAUACUCUCCCAUGGAGUGACUUCCUUCUGUCCCACCCUGGUGACAUCCCCUCCAUCUGUGUACCACCAGAUUCUUCCCCAGAUCAGUGUAAGAAAUGGUGGAGCUCACGGAGCUGGUAUCCUGGGGGCUCACCUGGAAGGACCAUUCAUCAGCAAGGAGAAAAAGGGGGCACACCCAGAGCACUGCAUCCGCACCUUCGAGGAAAAUGCUUUCCAGGACUUGCUUGCCACCUACGGGUCCCUGGACUGCAUCCGCAUUGUCACCUUGGCCCCAGAGAUAAAGAGGAGCAACGAGGUGAUCCAGGAACUCACCAAGCGAGGCAUCUGUGUCUCACUCGGUCACUCGGUGGCUAACCUCUCCCAGGCUGAGGAGGCUGUGCAGCACGGUGCUACCUUCAUCACUCACCUCUUCAAUGCCAUGCUGCCGUUCCACCAUCGUGACCCUGGGAUCGUGGGGCUGCUGACAAGUGAUAAGAUUCCUGCUGGGCGGAGGGUCUUCUAUGGCAUGAUCUCUGAUGGCAUCCACACCAACCCUGCUGCCCUGCGGAUCGCCCAUCGAGCCCACCCCAAAGGCAUGGUGCUGGUGACGGACGCUAUUGCUGGCAUGGGGCUGGCACCAGGUCGGCAUACACUGGGCCAGCAGGUGGUGGAGAUCGAUGGCCUCAACACCUACAUUGCAGGCACAAAGACCCUGAGUGGUAGUGUGGCAACCAUGGACACAUGUGUGCGACACUUUCUGGAAGCUACAGGGUGCUCAGUGGAGACUGCGCUGGAGGCAGCAUCUCUGCAUCCUGCCCAGCUCUUGGGGAUUGAAGACAGAAAGGGGACCCUGAAUUAUGAUUCUGAUGCAGAUUUCCUGAUGCUGGAUGAUAGCCUGCACGUGCAAGCCACGUACAUCGCGGGCGAGGAAGUCUGGAGACGGGAUGCCUUAGGAGACUCAUACCAAAGAGCUGUGUUUUCCAGCGCAACCACUGCUUCCAGUUACAGCCAUGCCUGCAAUGACUCUGUUGGUGCUCAGUUGGUGGAGUGGGGAGAACAAGCAAAUCAGGAGGGAUUGUCAAUCUCUGGAGAGACCUGAAAGACUGCACAGCUGUCCUGUGUCCCCAGACAGGUGCUCACGUGUCCAUCUCACAGCGGUGUGAAGCUGUCCCAGCCUUUGCACUGUUUAUGCAGCACACAACCUGCCUGUGCCUAAGGCAGACUCAAGCCAUAUCCAUCCCUCUCUUUGCUGCCUUGCUCCUGGGCAGCUGUAGCUGGCAGGAUGUCAGCAGCUACCAGUUCAGCUCGCAGCUCUUCCCAUUACAAAGUUCCUGUUGUGUCAGUGGAAGCUGAGGACCACAUUCUGACCGACCGGCCCUCCCUCUUGUGUUCCCUGGAGCAAGGCUGGUGCAGCUCACUGACUUGGUGCCAUUGCGGGGCUGUGAAUCAGUGUGGGCUGAAUCCUCAGGGCAGAGAUCAAACCCAGGAAAACGA